AUUACAUUUACAUCACCACAACAACAGCGCGAACAAGAGAAGCGCAGGACAAGAACACGCGGCGACCAAGACGAAAUGGGCCUGUGUGUGUCGUACGACGCGGCGGCCGACGGCCCGGCGACCGCGAGGGUGGUGCUCCCCAGCGGCGAGCUCCGGGAGUACUCGCCGCCCGCGACGGCAGCGAUGGCUCUUGAGGAGGUGGGGCACCAGGAGUGGUUCCUCUGCGACGCCGACGCGAUGGGGUUCGAGGGCUCCGUCGCGGCGGUGGCCAGCGGCGAGGCGCUCCUGCCGGGGCAGAUCUACUUCGUGCUCCCCAGCGACAUGCUGCGCCGCCGCCUCGCCCCCGGGGAGGUGGCAUCGCUCGCCGUCAAGGCCAGCGCCGCCCUCGUCAAGGCCGCCACCGUGUCAUCAGCCGGCAGCCGGCGCCGUCGGGGCUCCGUGGCGCCGCUCGUGUUUGAGCCGUCCGAGGAGGACUACUCGGCCGAGGAUGUCUUCACCAUGGCGACGUUCGCGGUGAAGCCGAUGGUGGCGCAGAAACGGAGGGUGGCGUACCGAGGCGGCAGGUCGCCACCGAGGUUCUCGCCCGACUUAACCGCCAUCUCCGAGAGCGAGUAGACGUGCAGCGCAGACGAGACUGCCAAAAAAGGGCAUUUUUGCACAUAGCCUUGCCUUGCCUGGCCGCGACUGAGGCGUUGGCCUGGCCGCUGAUGCUAGAUCGGACGGCGAAGAUGCGGACAUAGCCGCGGCACAUGCUUGUGGAUAUGUGGAGUUAGUUUCUCGGAGUGGUAUAGAAAUAGUCACGUCAGAAGCAUUGUAUAAAUAUUGCACAUACAGAUAUGUCAAUAUAGUGUAAAUAUUGCGCCCGUGAAAAAAUAUACUCCUUCCAUCCGAAAA
This is a messenger RNA of Triticum dicoccoides, 894 nucleotides long. RefSeq lists its product as uncharacterized. NCBI's taxonomy places the organism in Eukaryota, Viridiplantae, Streptophyta, Magnoliopsida, Poales, Poaceae. The coding region runs from base 76 to 615 and encodes 179 amino acids. The record is from RefSeq and is a predicted model, not a curated record. The transcript has a single exon.